Messenger RNA from Eubalaena glacialis (North Atlantic right whale), 1729 nucleotides. Its product is annotated as protein enabled homolog. The record is from RefSeq and is a predicted model, not a curated record. Gene Ontology annotation, molecular function: SH3 domain binding; profilin binding. Gene Ontology annotation, biological process: axon guidance; actin polymerization-dependent cell motility; actin polymerization or depolymerization. Lineage: Eukaryota; Metazoa; Chordata; Mammalia; Artiodactyla; Balaenidae.
GAACAGAGUAUCUGUCAGGCAAGAGCUGCUGUGAUGGUUUAUGAUGAUGCCAAUAAAAAGUGGGUGCCAGCUGGUGGUUCAACGGGGUUCAUCAGAGUUCAUCUAUAUCAUCAUACAGGCAACAACACAUUCAGAGUGGUGGGCGGGAAGAUUCAGGACCAGCAGGUCGUGAUAUAUUGUGCCAUUCCUAAAGGGUUGAAGUACAAUCAAGCUACACAGACCUUCCACCAAUGGUGGGAUGCUAGACAGGUGUAUGGUCUCAACUUUGGCAGCAAAGAAGAUGCCAAUGUCUUUGCAAGUGUCAUGAUGCAUGUCUUAGAAGUGUUACAUUCACAGGAAACAAGGCCAACAUUGCCUAGACAAAAUUCACAACUACCUGCUGAAGUUCAGAAUGGCCCAUCACAAGAAGAAUUGGAAAUUCAAAGAAGGCAACUACAAGAACAGCAAUGACAAAAGGAGCUGGAGCGGGAAAGGCUAGAGAGAGAAAGGAUGGAAAGGGAGAGAUUGGAGAGGGAGAGGUUAGAAAGGAAAAGGCUGGAGCGGGAGCGACUAGAACAGGAGCAGCUGGAGAGAGAGGGACAAGAAAGGGAACGUCAGGAUCGUCUGCAGCGGGAGAGACAAGAGCGGGAGAGGCUGGAGAGACUGGACCGGGAAAGGUCAGAAAGAGAGCGGCAAGGGCAGCUAGAAAGGGAGCAGCUGGAAUGGGAGCAAGAGCGAAGAAUGGCAAAUGCCGCUGCCCCUGCCUCUGUGGAGGCUCCUCUAAACUCUGUGCUGGGAGACUCCUCUGCUUCUGAGCCAGGCUCGCAGGCAGCCUCUCAGCCGGCCUAGACUCCAUCCCAACAGGGCAUUGUCUUGGGACCUCCACCCCCUCCUCCACUCCCACCAGGUCCUGCCCAGGCAUCAGCCGCGCUCCCUCCUCCCCCAGGAUCCCCUCCACCCCCUCCACUUCCGUCCUCAGGGCCCCCGCCUCCGCCUCCUCCACCACCUCUUCCUAAUCAGGUACCCCCUCCCCCCCCCCCACCUCCUGCUCCUCCCCUCCCUGCAUCUGGAUUUUUUUCGGGAUCCAUGUCUGAAGACAAUCGCCCUUCAACUGGACUUGCAGCUGCAUUUGCUGGAGCAAAACUUAGGAAAGUGUCACGGACGGAGGAUGCCUCUUUCCCAAGCGGAGGGAACACCACUGGUGUGAAUUCGGCCUCAUCUAAAACAGAUAUGGGCCAUGGAAAUGGAUCCCUUCCGUUAGGGGGUAGUGGUUUAAUGGAAGAAAUGAGUGCCCUGCUGGCCAGGAGGAGAAGAAUUGCUGAAAAGGGAUCAACAACAGAAACAGAACAAAAAGAGGACAAAAAUGAAGAUUCAGAGCCUGUAACUUCUGAGGCCUCUUCAUCAAGUACACCUGAACCGACAAGAAAACCUUGGGAAAGAACAAAUACAAUGAAUGGCAGCAAGUCACCUGUUAUUUCCAGAUGGGAUUCUCCAAGGAAAAAUCAGAUUGUUUUUGACAACACGUCCUAUGAUUCAUUACACAGACCAAAAUCUGCGCCCUUGUCACAGCCCAGUGCCAACGGAGUCCAGGCAGAGGGACUGUACUAUGACAGGCUGAAGCAGGACAUUUUAGAUGAAAUGAGAAGAGAAUUAACUAAGCUAAAAGCAGAGCUCAUUGAUGCAAUCAGGCAGGAACUGAGCAAGUCAAAUACUGCAUAGAGAAUCAAACUAAGGAGAGAUAGGACUUUAA